AUGGGGAAGGGGGUUAGUUAUUUCACAGCUCUUGCAAUUGUAAUUGCUGUUGGUAUUUCAAUUGCUUCAUUGGUUUUGAAUAUCAUCAUUCUGAAUCAAGUAAAUAAAAGUUACAAGAAUAGCACUGAGCCAAUCAUAACUCCCAAUCAUACUCACUACGACCCUUCUCAAGGCUGUGGAUAUAAUGUCAGCCAAUCUCCGGAAUUCAAGGCAGCAGCUGACUACCUGCUUAAUGGCUUAGAUCCUACUGUUGACCCAUGCCAGGAUUUCUACGCAUUUACAUGUAAUAAAUUUUUGCAAAAUACCGAUCUCAAAAAACUUCAUCGAUCUCGUCUGGGUACCUACGAUCAAGCCCAAGUUGAUGUGUUCACUGAAGUCGCUGCGUCUCUUGCCAAAAUCGACAUAAAUGACGAUAAAAUUUCAAAAACGGAGCGAAUCACUAAAGCGGCUUACGACUCAUGUCACGCAAAUUUGAUGAACCCUCCCGAUCGCACCCAAGUCGUCUAUCGAGAAAUUAAAAACUUAUUUGGUGGUGCUCCAUUUCUUGGCGAUCAAUUAAGAAACAAUGUUGAUUAUUGGGAUGUCGCCGGUCAACUUGAACAAAAGCACGCGCUGGGGACACUUUCGUACUCCAUUGGAUCUUCAGAUUACAAAAACCAUCUUCAAAAUGCUUUGUACAUCGGAGAACCAGAACUUUCCCUUGCCCGAGAAUAUUACGUUAAACCGCAAUUCAUUGAUCAAGUCAAUCAACGCGUUAAAGAUGUGAAUGAUUUGCUUACCUCUUUCGCACACGCAGUUGGAAAACAAUGCAGCGCUGAUGAUGUUCUUCGCGCUGCUCAGGAAACAGUCAAUUUUGAAGUGCAAAUUGCAAUGGCAUCAUGGCCCGAUGAUCUUAUGAGAAACUAUCAACAACAGUACAACGCGUAUAAUCUUGAUGGGCUUAACAAAGCGUACAGCGGAAUUACUUGGAACACAUAUAUUGGAAGCCUUUUCGAUGGAAUCGCUUCUGUUGAUAAACAGAAAAAUUUCAAUCUUGUUAUCACUCAGCCGUCGUAUUUUGCCUGGUUGAACAGCGUUUUUUCUGGAAGCACUGUAAACUCAACAGUGGUGGCAAACUAUAUGAUUGCUCAACUCAUUGCUGACGAAGCUGACUUUAUUAAUCCAGCAACUCAAAAAGCAAACUCGAAAUAUAUACACUAUGCUCUUCGUGCUGGAAGAGGAGUUUCCAAAAUUGGAAGGCACGAAGUUCGUGUUUUGGACCUUGACGGCAUUGCUCAAGGCUGCAUGAACCUUCUCACCGCGUACAUGCCAUACGGAACUGGUUACGUGUACGUAAAAGGAAAGAGUGAGAGAAAUGAUGUGAAGAAAGAUGUUAUGGCUCAAACAGAUCUUAUUAUCAAUAACUUUCAAGGCAUGAUUGAUAGCUUACAAUGGAUGGAUGAUUACAGCAAAGAACGCGCUCAUAACAAAUCGGAAAGCUUAGUGAAAAACUUUGGAUGGCCUGAUAUGUUCGGAAAUUUCAUUGACUUCAAGGACAUUGAUGAUUACAACAGUGAUUACGCCUCAAUUAUUGACAUUUACAAAAAUGAUUCAUCUAAUAUCUAUGAUAUCAUGGCGGUGUUAAAAAAAGGAAUGGAAGUUCGGGAAUUGUUCCGAAUUCUGAAUGAGCCAGCGAAAAGAGAGAAUUUCCUUCAAUCUCCAGCAAUGGUAAAUGCGUGGUAUCAGCCUGAGAGAAACUCGAUUACUUUCCCGUAUGCCGCAUGGAAUCCACCAUAUUAUCACCUUAAUUACCCGCAAGCCUACAAUUUCGCCGGACAGGGUGGAACUGGCGGCCAUGAGCUGACACAUGGUUAUGACGACGAAGGUGUUCAAUUUGGAUUCAAUGGUGAACUCACAAAUUGCACCUGGAACAAAUGUGGCUGGAUGGACUCGAGCUCGUCAUCGGGAUUCGUUGAUAUGGCUCAAUGUGUUGUUACCCAAUUUAGCACCAAAUGCUGUCCGGAGAAAACCGGUAAUGUCCACUGUGCGAAUGGUGCGACGACACAAGGAGAGAAUAUUGCUGACCUUGGAGGCCAACAAGCUGCUUAUAGAGCAUAUAGAGAAUAUGUAGCAACUGUGAGGAAUGGGCAAGAAGAGGAGAGACUUCCUGGACUCGAAAAAUACACACCUAAUCAAAUAUUUUGGAUAACUUAUGGUUACUCGUGGUGUAUGAAGCAAACCGAUGAGAAUCUCGUUCACCAAUUGCUCACGAACCCUCACUCACCAGGAUCCUGCAGAACCAACAAUGUAAUGCAAGAUAUUCCAGAAUUUGGAAUCGAUUUCGGAUGUGUUCGUGGAACACCAAUGUACCCACCGCCAUCAGAGAGAUGCAAAGUCUGGGUUGGAAACUAA
Molecule: messenger RNA, 2391 nt
Organism: Caenorhabditis bovis
Lineage: Eukaryota; Metazoa; Nematoda; Chromadorea; Rhabditida; Rhabditidae
Source: the annotation of a GenBank genome assembly